CAUGCGCAGACCGAGUCCGGUGGAGAGGCGGGAAAGGGCAAAAGAGACCAAGCGCGAGUACUCGAAGGGGUGGGAAAGGUGAGAGCGCGCAUGCGCACGGGCAGAACGUCCAGCGUGCUAACAAGGUUCCUAAGCGCCGACGCAUGCGCAGAACUAGGGCUCGUGCGAGGCAGAAGGGGUCCCGCGGCCAUUUUGCGCCGCGGCGGCUUGGGGCUUUUCUUCCGACGAUGGGGCUGGGCUGGGCCCCUCCAGGAAGGCCGGCCCUUUUCCUGCUUGGCUUGGCGCUUUUGGCGAGGCCGGCCGGCGCCUAUAAGCUGAACACGCCGAAGGUGCUGCUGCCCUUCAGCCGGGACAAGCGCGUCCCCUUCGUGCUGGGCGCUGAGGGCGGUUGCUACUCCUGGUACUCCACACGCCAUGACACAGUCACCAUUGAUCCAAUGUACGAGAAUGGGACGGCUUGCUCUCAGAAAGCUUUGUUGACCACCUGCUCUACACAGGCCACAAAGCUGGCCAGCGUUAUUUUAGCAGAGGAGACAGUGACAGGUCAUCUGCUGCGUUGCGAUGUCAUUGUGGAUCUGAUAGACCAUGUUGAGAUCAUUUCCCGCACUCGAGAGAUCUAUGUGGAAGACUCCCCACUCGAGCUGAGUGUGAGAGCUCUGGAUGCUGAAGGGAACACGUUCAGCAGCUUGGAGGGGUUGGAAUUUGAGUGGAGCAUCGCCAAGGACGAUGAGUUGGAAAACGUGGAGCUCUCGAGCAAAAUUAGGAUUUUAAAAUACUCUGAGGCAGAAUAUUCUCCGCCCGACUACGUAGUUGAGAUGGAAAGAGAGGAGAAACAAGGAGAUAGGAUUCUGGUGUCAGGGAUCAAAACAGGCGCAGCCGUCGUAAAGGUCCGAAUACAGGAGCCUGUUUACAAGAAAGUUGCUGCUGCCCUGGUGCGCCUGCUGGUUUUGGAGAACAUAUUCUUAAUCCCGUCCUAUGAUGUCUACUUGCUGGUCGGAGCCUACAUUGAGUACAAAGUUGGCAAAAUAGUUCAGGGAAAGAUCACAGAGGUGCAAUUGCCUCUUGAGCACUAUGAGCUGGAGCUACAAGAUGCAGUGAAGGCGCCUAACGCUUCUGGCCUCCCCGUGGCCAAACUGGAUGCAAAGACAGCUACCAUCACCGCCAUUCAGCUGGGACAGGUUAACCUGGUCUUAGUCCAUAAAAACAUCCACAUGCGAGCCUCCUCUGGACUUCCCAACUGCAGCAUAUACGUUGUGGAGCCUGGAUAUUUAGGUUUCACUGUCCAGCCCGGCAACAGGUGGAUCCUAGAAGUGAAGCGAGAGUAUACCAUCACGGUCGAAGUGUACGACAAAUCGAGCACCAAGAUCUACCCGUCCGAUAAUCUUCGAAUAACUCACCAGUUCCCCCAAGAAUACUUUCAAGAGUUUAUAUCUUCAGUGAACGGCUCCUACCACGUAGUUCGGGUUUUGAAGGAUGGCGUCACCGUCAUUGAAGCCGCGCUGGUGUCUGUUCUCCUCCAGACUGAAAAUUCAGGUCAAUCAUUCCUCCCUUUCCUCCAGAGUGGUUCAGAAGAUUUAUUAAAGCCGCCCAUCAGCCACAAGCAGGAAGUGAAGGUUUACCUUCCCAUCACGCUGACGCCCUCCUUCUUGGCAUUCCCACACCACCCACUGGACGUCUUGUACCGGUACAGAGUUCAGGUGGAGGGAGGCAGCGGCAACUUCACAUGGACCUCUUCCAAUCAGACCGUGGCCACCGUCACGGUGAAAGGAGUGGUCACAGCCGGGCUGGUUGAGGGCCAGACUGCCGUGCAGGCCAGAGAUGUACAGAACCCUUUCCACUUUGGGGAAAUACAGGUGUAUGUGCUCAAGCUCUCAAAGAUGGAGUUCUUGCCGUUCCAUGCAGACACUGAGAUUGGGCAGACCUUGGAAGUCCCACUCAGGAUGUACCAUGUUGAGAAAGAGACGGGGGAGACCAUCGCUUUCACGGACUGCUCACUCUUACCCCUGGACGUUGGCAUGGAUAAGCAAGGAGUGUUCGCCCUGGAUGAAGCGGGUAAGCAGAAAGCUGGGCCACAGUUCUGCUCCACCAUCCAUCUAGCAGCCAAGUCUCUCGGCCAUACACUGGUGACAGCCAGCGCCACCAUCUACGAGGAGUAUUUUGACACGAGUGCCACCUUUGCUGCUUAUGAACCGCUCAAGGCUGUAAACCCCGUGGAGGUGGCUUUGGUGACCUGGCAUUCCGUGAAGGAGAUGGUGUUCGAGGGAGGGCCCAGCCCAUGGGUAUUGGAGCCAUCCCGCUUCUUCUUGGAGCUCAGAGUGGAGCAUAAGGAAAAUGUCCACGUGGUGGAGGUUCGUUUGCCGGCCAAGAGGAAGCAAAACCAGUACAUUUAUCGGAUCACAUGCCUGGAGCUGGGGGAACAGGUGUUUACGUUCCAGGUGGGCAAUCAUCCGGGUGUGCUAAACCCCAGUCCUGCUGUGGAGAUGGUGCAGGUGAGGUUCAUUUGUGCCCACCCUGCCAGCAUGGCCGUGACACCUGUGUAUAAGCUGGCAGCUGGCACUCCGCCUUGCCCUUUGCCUCAGCACCACAAGCAGCUGGUCCCCGUGUCCAGUUUGAGGAACACCGUUUUGGAGCUAGCUCUCUUCGACCAGCACCGGCGGAAGUUUGAUAACUUCACCUCCCUAAUCCUGGAGUGGAUAUCGGCCAAUCAAAGCCUCGCUCACUUCGCUCUACCGAGGUCCAUGCAGAUGGUACCGAAGGAUGAUGGGACUGGACAGACCAGGCUCCAUGGACACCAGCUCCUUGAGGUGCGGCAGAUCAAAGGGACGGUGUUGAUCUCCGUCAACUUUGUGAAAUACUCCGAGAGAGGGAGCCCAAGAGAAGUCUCCAACUCCCCUGCCUCUGCUGCCGUGGAACUCAUGCUGGUCGAGGACGUGACUGUGGUUCCGGAUAACAUCACUGUGUACAACCAUCCCGAUGUCAAGGAAGUGUUUGCGCUGGUGGAAGGGUCCGGUUACUUCCUUGUCAACAGCAGCGCACAGGAGAUGGUGAACAUCACUUACCUGGAAACAGAGAGCGCCAUUCAGGUGGUUCCUGUCCUUCCUGGCUCUUUGACCUUGGAGAUCUACGACCUGUGCCUGGCCUUCCUGGGACCUGCUACAGCCUACCUUCGCAUCUCCAAUAUGUACGAGUUGGAAGUGGACCUUGUUGAUAAGAUUGAGGUUGGAAAAUCGGUGCUGGUCUCCGUGCGCGUCCUGGGACAUCACCGGUACCCUUUCCGGAGUAAAUACUUUGUCUACAUGCGGCUCCAGCUGAAGGCAGCCUCCCCCAUUGUCACACUGACGCUAAUGGAGGAAGUGGGUGACUAUUCCGAAGUCUACGUCCUCCGAGCCAUGGCUGUGGGGCAGACAAGUUUAGUGGCCGUGGCCUGGGACAAAAUGGGAAUCAAAUUCACCUCGGCGCCUCGGAAAGUGGAGGUCUUCCCACCAUUCAAGCUCAUCCCAGAGAAAAUAACCCUCAUUCCACACAACAUGAUGCAGGUGAUGUCAGAAGGCGGCCCACAGCCCCAGUCCCUCAUUCACUUCUCCAUCAGCAACCAGUCUGUGGCCACAGUUAACGGAGUGGGGCAGGUCCUGGCCAAGGCUGUGGGCACAGCCACAAUCCUUGGGACCAUUCGGGCUGUCAACGAAGACACAGGAAAAGUCAUUGUCUUUUCACAGGACCAAGUAGACCUGGAAGUUGUUCAGCUGAAAGCGAUAAGAAUCCACGCUCCUGCCACCAGGCUCAUUACGGGGACCAAGAUGCCUGUUUAUGUUGUUGGCCUGACCAGCACUUUGACUCCAUUCUCCUUUGGGAAUGCCGACCCAGCGCUGACGUUCCACUGGGCCAUGAGCAAGCGGGAUGUCCUGGACCUCCUUCCUAGACAUUCGGAGGUUUCCCUGCAGCUUAUUCCGGAAAGUAACUUUGCCAUGGUCCUGCACACAAAGGCCGCUGGGCGGACGAGCAUCCAAGUCACGGUUCAGGCUUCAGACCCGGAUGCUGGGCAGUUUGAAGGACACCUCUCUGAGCUCUCGGAUGAAGUGCAGAUACUAGUCUUUGAUAAACUGCAGCUCUUCUCCCCGGAGUGCUCCGCAGAGCAAAUUCUGAUGUCCAUGAACUCGCAGCUCAAGUUACUCACAAACAGGGACGGGGCGGCCUUUGUGAACGCUCAGAUCCUGCAGUGCUUCCCCAACUCCUCUGUCAUUGAGGAGAACAGGCAUGGCCUCCUCAAGGCAGGAGCUGUCACAGGCACUGCGGUGCUGGAGGUGACAGCCCUGGAGCUCUUCGGUGUCAACCAGACUGUCAUCACGGGAGUGCGGGUGGCCCCGGUGUCCUACCUGCGCUUGAGCAGUGCCCCCAAGCUCUACACGGCCAGCCGGGUGCCCCUGCGUGCGUUUCCCCUGGGCAUGUCCCUCACCCUCGCCGUUGAGUUCUACGACAGUACCGGGGAGAAGUUCCACGCCCAGAGCACCCAGCUUCACCUGGCCUUGAACAGAGAUGACCUGCUGCUCAUCCGACCCAGCAACAAGAAUUACACCUACGUCGCCCAGGCUGUGAACAGGGGGGUGACCCUGGUGGGCGUUUGGGACGAGAAGCACCCGGGCAUGGCGGAUUAUAUCCCUGUCCCGGUGGAGCACGCCAUCGAGCCGAACCUUUCCGAGCCGCUUGCCAUGGGAGACGUGGUGUGUUUCAGCACGCCUCUCGUCAACCAAGAAGGGGAACCCGGGACAUGGCAAAUCACUCCAAGCGACCUCCUUGAAAUGGACACGCUGAGCGGAGCAGCCUUCGCAAAGCACGCUGGGAAAGCCACUGUCUUCCACGAUAUCCCAGGGAUAGUGAAAACUUACCGAGAGGUUGUCAUCGGGGGCUCCUCCAGACUCAGCCUUCACCUCGGUCCCAAACAGUACCUGACCAACACUCCAAACUCCUCCGAGUUCCGGGUUUUCAUCAGCACAAGCGGCACUAAAACAACCCUCCGAGGUCCUUGCAGUUCUGUCCAGCUUCGUGCCAUCACAGACCUGCUUUCCCCAGAAUCUCACCUGACCUGUCAGGUGGAGUUCAGCAUGAUUUUCCCAGACAUCCCAGCACAGAGGAUCUUUCAUGCCCGGUCUGCGUUCUACACUGAUAAAGGUCUCUACGCCUGCAUCAUCACCGUGAAAGACCAGCCGGAAGCCGACCUGCUGGCGCUGAGCACCGCUGGGGGCUCGGUGCACGUGACGGCCUCCCUCCUCAGCGAUCAGAGCCCAGAGGGGACACAGAGGCUCUCGGUGCCCUUUCUGCCUGCCUUUUACAUGAACCAGUCCGAAGUGGUCUUCAGCAGCACAGAGCUGAGCAGGGAAAUCGUGGUGCUGGGGGCGAGGCGAGUGACUGAAGAAACAGAGGCCCAGCCCAGCUCCCCAGUGAUCCAAGUGGGACGCCCCUUCCAUCUGGUGGACAUGCCCGGGCUUGUCGUCUUCCCAGUCAGCGUGGUCAACCUCACAUCCCUCCAGCAGAUGGCAGCACCCGUCUUCGUCAACCUCUCCUGCACUCUUACAGGCCAGAAGGCCGCUGUGUUAAUGCGGGCACUGCCAGACAGGCAUCUGUUUGAUCAGUGUGCUGAAGCAGGCCUUGUCAAGCAGCUUGUGGGCUCCUACCAGGUCCUCCUCUUCACCAUCUCCGCUGUUUUAGCAUCCACCAUGGUCAUCUUUCUCACCUACAAUGCCUUUCUGAACAGAGUACAGGCAGUCCCUGUAGUGUACGUUCCCACAUCAGGCAUGGUACAGACAGGGUACCUCUCCUCUCCACCCAGCAUGCAAAAUCACUAUUCCAGUGUCAGGAACAGGACUCAGGCCUGGCUUUGGAGCGUUCGAAGAUGACCAUCGCUGGACACGAGGCACAUAUAAGCCAUGUGUUAAAAAGUAAACUGGU
Messenger RNA from Podarcis muralis (Common wall lizard), 5943 nucleotides. It is a transcript of the gene NUP210L, whose product is annotated as nucleoporin 210 like. Lineage: Eukaryota; Metazoa; Chordata; Lepidosauria; Squamata; Lacertidae. The record is from RefSeq and is a predicted model, not a curated record. Gene Ontology annotation, cellular component: nuclear pore.